Molecule: messenger RNA, 2184 nt
Organism: Schistosoma curassoni
Lineage: Eukaryota; Metazoa; Platyhelminthes; Trematoda; Strigeidida; Schistosomatidae
Source: the annotation of a GenBank genome assembly
AUGACUAACCCUUCUCACGUCUCUUUAUCACCUCGCACCGCUAGGGCAAACGAUUCGAGUACGCGGAACGCUAUUCCUGGUCUCCUGAAACCACGCUCUAAACUACACGUAGGAGCUUUUAACGUACGAACACUUUGCCAAAUAGGACAGCAGGCUUCCUUAGCUAGGACUUUAGAAUCUCGUGCCAUCGAUGUGUGCUGCGUCUCCGAAACGCGCAUACAGGAUCCGAGUAGCGUCAUUCACUUGACAUCACCAUGCCGAAAUAAAGAACCAACUCGAUUUACGCUUCGUGUAUCUGGAAGCCCAGAUUCUGCUUCCCGUGGCCUCGCCGGCGUAGGUAUAGCAUUGAGUCUUAGGGCAGAACUAGCUCUCUUAGACUGGAUCCCAGUAGACAGUCGUCUGUGCGCUGUCCGACUAAACGGAACAGUAAGGACUCGGAAAGAUAGGGACACUCGUCGUUGCCUCUUCGUCGUCUCUGCCUAUUCUCCCACUGACUGCAACGCAGAUGAUGUAAAAGAUGAGUUUUACAGAAAGCUCUCCGACCUCCUCCUAAAAGCUAGGCGCUCUGAUGUAGUAAUAGUGGCUGGUGACUUUAAUGCUCAAGUAGGUAAACUAAGCCAAAGGGAAAGACACCUAGGUGGAUCUUAUAGCGUCGUGGCUCAAAGAACAGAUAAUGGCGACCGUCUGUUGCAGCUAUGCUCAGAUAACCGCCUGUUCCUUGCAAAUACUAACUUUAAGCAUAAGCAAAAACAUCUUUUAACAUGGCGACCCCCUAAUUCGUCCCAACGUUGGACCCAAAUAGAUCACAUCGCUAUCAGCCACCGAUGGAGGGGCUCGAUAGAAGACUGUCGCUCAUUCUGGAGCACAUGCUUAGAUUCAGAUCAUGCUCUAGUGCGAGCGCGUAUUUGCUUGCGUCUUACUGGACGUAGGAAAGACGCUGCAAGUAAACCUCUUAGGGGCCUACUUAAUGAUAUUCAAGCUAAGAGUAUAUUUCAGGAACAACUAGGAAAACAGUUAGGCAGCCAUGUAUGUGAUGCCCACCCUGAGGCAGCAUGGAAUGAUAUCCGAAAAGCUGUGGAAACAGCAGUGAUAUCUGCUAGUAAGAUAAACCAGAAGGUUAAGGAGCAACACUGGAUCUCAGCAGCAUCUAUCGCACUGAUAGAUGCUGGGAAACUCAUUCCACCUGGCUCUGAACAUAAUGAAGAGCGGAGUCAGCUUAAGCACAAGCUGAAAAGAAGCCUACGCAAUGAUCGUGAACAGUGGUGGGUAGCGAAAGCAAGAGAGAUGGAAAAGGCAGCGGCAAUAGGUAAUAUCAGACAAUUGUUCAGACUCGUUAAGGAAACCGGAAUUAGGAACCCGACCGUUAGCGAAACAAUCUCAGAGAAAGAUGGACAUAUUAUUCAUUCUCAAUCCAGGAGAUUGGAUCGAUGGGCAGAACACUUUAGGGAUCAAUUCAACUGGCCUUCAGCCACACUUCGGUUUUCCACGAUCUCCAGUCGACCUAAUUGGCAAGUUGAUUUUGGUUGGACUCAUGAAGGUGGUUGGCUAUCAAUCCUGGCAUCAACUUUUGUCAGGAAGAUAGAUAUUGUUGGGAGAGGUUAUUCUGGUUAUAACACUCGUUUGUGCAAACCAUUACUUCCAAUCCUCUAUCCAAAUAAGGACUCACUAAAGGAUUGUAAAUUUUUCACUAUUUUUCUCGGAGCUAAUGAUGCUUGUGCCACUCCACAACAGCAUGUACCAGUUGAAGAAUACAAAAGUAAUCUAAGUUGGAUGAUUGAAUAUAUUCAUAAAUUGGACGUGCCUACGGAUCACAUUUCACUAAUCAGUUUACCUCCUAUUGAUGAGAAUAAAUGGGGUGCUAUUGAAAUAGCUAAAGGAAGGGCAAUUACACGAAGACUAGAUGCUUGUGCGACCUAUGCAGUUGCAUGUCAAGAGGUUGCCAACGUCAAUGAAGUUAGUUUUGUGAAUUUAUAUGAAGCUAUGUUAAUGCAAAAGAAUUGGGAGUCUUUUCUUUCAGACGGUUUACACUUUUCUAGAAAAGGAUCUGAGUUUUUGGCAAGGAUCUUAGAAAACUUACUUACGGAUAAAUUAGGUGACUUAAAGUGGUGGUUUCCGGAUUGGAAAGUUAUAAACCCGAACGAUCCAGCGGAGUUUAUCAGUCACUAUCUUCAGUCCCAAAUGUGA